Gamsiella multidivaricata is the source of this 324-nucleotide messenger RNA. RefSeq lists its product as uncharacterized. The record is from RefSeq and is a predicted model, not a curated record. NCBI's taxonomy places the organism in Eukaryota, Fungi, Mortierellomycota, Mortierellomycetes, Mortierellales, Mortierellaceae. Bases 1 to 324 code for a protein of 107 amino acids. The transcript has a single exon.
AUGCUCGAGCCAUUUAAUCAGAUUUACUUUGACAAGGUAGAGGUCUUGAAAGAGGAAUCCAAGAGCAACGAGGCUAUUGAUGUGAAAAUGAGGGAGGUCGUGGACAAAGCGAAUGCCUUUUAUUGCAGAGCAAUACCCGAUAGUUUGAAAACGUCUCCAUAUUUUAGAUUCAAGGUCGCCAGCAAGAGGAGCGAGACGAAUGCAAUUAACAUGGAGGCAAUGAUUACCGAAGAAUCCAUGACCAGCGUGGAUACCAUGAUCGUCGAGGGGUUCAUGGCCAGUGAGGAGGCCGACCAGAGCGACAUGAGCGAAAUUAAGAUCUAG